AUGGCUUCCACUUCAAUUUCAACUAGACUUUUCUUGAUUUAUAUAGUUAUUUUCUUGACAUGCAAAGAUUUUAUUUCUUUAUCACUAGCCUUUCACAAAGUACCAUCUUCUGCGAUUUCAGCUGCACCUGCAUUAUUACCAAAUCCACCUUCAUCUAAUUCACCUGCUCUGUCUCCUGAUAUAAGUCAUCUUUUUCCUUCACCAGGUGGAUCUGAGCUUGCUCCUACUGAUUCAUCAUUACCCUUAAUUCCUUCUAGCCCCAGUCCUCCUAAUCCUGAUGCUAUGAUUGCUCCUGGACCUAUUUAUAUGCCGUUUACGCCUACUGAGUCUCUGCCGGUUUCCUCCGCUGCUUCUCUGUUUUCAUCUCUGUGUACAAUGUUGGUCUUGGGAUUGAUAUUGUCCUGGUUUAUGCAGCUCCCUGGUGUGUGA
This is a messenger RNA of Solanum dulcamara, 429 nucleotides long. RefSeq names its product classical arabinogalactan protein 26-like. NCBI's taxonomy places the organism in Eukaryota, Viridiplantae, Streptophyta, Magnoliopsida, Solanales, Solanaceae. The record is from RefSeq and is a predicted model, not a curated record. The coding region runs from base 1 to 429 and encodes 142 amino acids. The transcript has a single exon.